Molecule: messenger RNA, 1282 nt
Organism: Populus euphratica (Euphrates poplar)
Lineage: Eukaryota; Viridiplantae; Streptophyta; Magnoliopsida; Malpighiales; Salicaceae
Product: nicotinamide mononucleotide adenylyltransferase-like
Exons: 2
Coding region: 386-1129 (247 amino acids)
Biological process (GO): NAD+ biosynthetic process
Molecular function (GO): nicotinamide-nucleotide adenylyltransferase activity; nicotinate-nucleotide adenylyltransferase activity
Source: RefSeq, a predicted model, not a curated record
AAAUAUUCGGUUUAGACAAGGUUAUGCUUUUGAUAAGUUCGAUUAACCGAAAACGGAAUCGAAAUAUUGAAAACCGAAACCGAAAGCCGAUAGCUCACCCCGGCGGGCACGCAUCAAAAGUGGUAUAGCGUGUCAAGAAAAAGAGAAGAGACUGACUGUUGAAAAUCUAGUCCAACCUCAAACAGUGUUAGAAUCGCUUUACAAGAUAACGGUGGAGAGGUCAGUCUCCUAAAGACAAAAUAAAAAGAAGUGAACAAGAAGCGAGAAUUCAGUUCAGAAGAAAUCCGAAAGACGGAGAGAGUACCUCUUGUUACAGACCGUCUCUCUCUCUGGUGCCUAAAGGCAAAGCUGGUGGCAAAUUCUGAUAAACUUUUCACAAGAUAUCAUGGAUCUUCAGUUGCCAAUGGAAAAGGUAUCUUUUGGCCUAAAUUCCACUGAGGAAAAUAACAAGAUAAAUGUUGCUCUUGUGGCAACUGGCAGUUUCAAUCCUCCAACUUUUAUGCACCUGCGAAUGUUUGAGCUAGCAAGAGAUGCAUUACAGUCAGAGGGAUUCCAUGUCAUUGCAGCAUACAUGUCGCCUGUUAGUGAUGCAUACAAGAAAGCAGGCCUCAUAUCUGGGGAUCAUAGGUUGCAGAUGUGUCGCUUGGCCUGUGAAACUUCAGAUUUCAUAAUGGUUGAUCCAUGGGAGGUAAACCAAAGCACUUACCAACGUACUUUGACUAUUUUACAAAGAGUAGAGGGUUCAUUUACUAAUGGCACGAAGAUGUCCAGGGAAUCAAUUAGGGUCAUGCUUGUUUGUGGUUCUGAUUUACUCCAGUCAUUUAGCAUUCCUGGGUUUUGGAUUCGUGAUCAGGUGAGAACCAUAUGCAGUGACUAUGGUGUGGUCUGCAUAUGUAGAGAAGGGCAAGAUGUUAAUAAGAUUAUAUCUGAUGAUGAAAUUUUGAAUGAAAACAAGGGUAAUAUCAGAGUUACAAAUGAUCUUGUUCCAAACCAGAUCAGUUCAACAAGAGUAAGGGAAUGCAUUUCAAGAGGGUUGUCCAUAAAGUACUUAACUGCAGAUGGAGUGAUUGAUUACAUUAGAGACACAGGUUUGUACCGGAACCAAGAGGACAAAAAAGAUGAUUUCUAAUCAUAUCACAGCUUUGUUCAUUAACUAUAUGUAAGUCCAUAUUUUGAGCAGUCAUAAUUACUUGAUAGACGAAGCACCGAAACAGGAAAAUACAUCUGCAAGUUUGGUUUGUUCUGAUUUAUCACAGUCUAGAUUAAUCUUUUCUUUUGAAUC